This is a messenger RNA of Clonostachys rhizophaga, 357 nucleotides long. Lineage: Eukaryota; Fungi; Ascomycota; Sordariomycetes; Hypocreales; Bionectriaceae. The record is from the annotation of a GenBank genome assembly.
AUGUCGGGCAAAACGAAAGAUGCCGAGUUGUUUCUGGCUGACAUCCCUGACGAGAAGUUGAAAAACUUCAGAGAAGGCGAGUACACAAUCGCCCGAGACUAUGAUCUAGGAUUACGCCUUGAUCAUCAAGGAAUGAACAAGGACAAGAACGAGGCGCCGCAUGUACAUCGGCUGUACAUACAACCUGUGGGUCGCGCAAAGGCCAGGUCGAAAAGAAGCGGGCAAGAACAGAGCAAUGCGGGCGUCAAAGCUCGAUGCCACGCUACUGACACGGCCAAGCCAGAGGAGAUCAGAGAAGCGCUCAUCGAGAGCUUUCGCGACGGUGACACGAAUGUCGGCUAUGCACCCCCGAAGUGA